GGGCCCGGACCAUGUACCGGCAGAGCUUCCGCCCCCCGACGCCUCCGUACGCGGGCGGCGGCUUCCGGAGCCCUCCCUCCGGCGGAGGCCCUCUGCCACCCUCCCCGCAGGGCUACGGGAGCCCCCACCACACGCCGCCUUACGGCCACCGGCCUGGGCCUUACGGCAGCGGCCAGUCGCCCCGAGGCCACAGUUUCCACGGCGGAGGCGGGCGGUUCGGGAGCCCGUCGCCGGGGGGGCAGACCCCGCGCAGGCCGCAGAGCGUCAGCCUCCGGUACCCGGCUCCCUACAGCGGCAAAUCCCCGGCUGGAGCUCCCCUGCACCCGCAGCAGCACAAGCGCUCGCCCGGGGGCUUCCAGAGGCACUACCAGGGAUCACCCAGGACAUCUACUCCAUUUGGUACAGCGCAUGGCAGAGAGAAAAGAGUGUCUAAUGAUGUGGAAAACUAUUACAGACCUUCAAUGCUUGAGGACCCAUGGGCUGGCCUAGAGCCAGUUUCUGUUACAGACAUAAACCAACAAUACAGCAGUGAGCAAACAACAUAUACUGGUAAAAAAGGGAGGUAUUUCAGCUAACACUUUUAAAGGCCAAAUAACUCCAUCUUGUCAGGAAAACUUUGGGACAAAAUCUUUACACUUACACAAGAUGAACAGUAAUCAAGACCUUAGAUAAUGCUUUUAUUUGAUCACAUGUCCACCCUUUUAUCCUAUUUUUUUUUUUUUAAUUGCAUUGGAUAUUUUUAUGUAUGGGAGGAAAAAGGAGUGGUAGGAAAACUUACAUUUCUGGCUACGUGGAAGUGCCUACCAGCUUUGAAGAACAAAGUGUUCUUUAAUCACCAGCGACUGAUUUGUGACUGUUAAAACAGGUUUCCAUAUAUUUACCUCUUUCAUGCCAGAUUGUUAGCCUUUUAUUGUAAACUCCUUUAGGAAAUGGUAUUUUUUUAUGUUUCAACAUUUUUAGAAUGAAGUAACUUGGAAAUAAAAUAAAGUUUUGUAAAUCCUU
Molecule: messenger RNA, 1002 nt
Organism: Gymnogyps californianus (California condor)
Lineage: Eukaryota; Metazoa; Chordata; Aves; Accipitriformes; Cathartidae
Gene: MPLKIP
Product: M-phase specific PLK1 interacting protein
Exons: 2
Coding region: 12-575 (187 amino acids)
Cellular component (GO): midbody; nucleus; centrosome
Source: RefSeq, a predicted model, not a curated record